CUUCUGAAAAAUCACGGAGAUCAAGGACUUCAAAUUUGCAUCAGAAACUUAAUACAGAGACAACGAUCUCCUGGAGAAGUCUUCCUUCUCUUGUGCUGAUCGGAGUUGAUGUUGAGAUGAUGAAGGAAUGGCACGGCAAUCCGCGGUUCGACGUCUUACUGCAGAAUCUGAGGAGAAAAAGAAGCAAGAUCGCAAGUUCGGCGUCGACAAAAUCUGCUCGAGACGACAGGGAAUGGCCUGAUCUCCCCAAGGACAUCGUCGACAUCAUCGUGAUGCGUCUGUCGACGAAGGACUACGCCCGGUUCGCUUCCGUGUGCAGGAGCUGGCGGCCCUGCAUGCACCCCGACGCCCGCCCGAUGUGCCUCAUGCUGCUCCGCUGGAGCGACGGGGCAUGCAACGUGUUCGAUCCCUCCUCGCGCCGGAGGAUCAACUACGACGCCGAGUUCCCCGAGCUCGCUCGAUCUCAGAUCCUCUACUGCAGGGACGGGUGGCUGCUGCUCAAGCGCUGGGCCACCGACAAGCUCUUCUUCUUCCACCUCGGCACGAGAUCGCGCUCGAACGUGCCUUAUCACCCCCGCAUGACGCCUCGCCUCGCCGCCUUCUCGUCGCCGCCGUUGUCCGGGGACUGCGUGGUUGUCGUCCUCGACGACCUCUGCAGAAUCUUCACCUGGCGGUCGUUCGACUCGGAGUGGCGACUCCACGGGACGAGGAUCAAGUACAAGUCGAACCUCGUGCCGUGCGGCCGCCACUUCCAUUGCCUCUGCCAAGACGGGCAGCUGGGCACCCUCGACGCAGCCGACAAGAAGUGGUCCGUCCGCGACAUGCCGGCGGCCAGGGAGCUGAUGUUGUCGGAGGGGACAGAAGCCGGCCGGCAUUACCUUGCCGAGUUCGACGGAGGCCUCUACAUGGUCUUCGUCAGUGCGCGACGAAGGCACGUGAGGGUGUUCAAGAUGCGCCGGGCGGGGGCCACGGAGGAGAUCGAGAUGCUGGGGAACCGGACGAUCUACAUCAGUGCGGGGGCGGCGCACAUGGCGAUGGCUCCGUCGAAGGAGAUGGGCAACAGGAUCUACUUCCCCACGCGAGGCUCGUCUAGGGGAUCGAUACACUACUAUUGCAUGGUGAAGCGAAGGUAUAGUUACAGUGUAGAUUUUGUGAUGCCGAGGAAGCUACAUGAACUGUAUGAGAGUAACAUCGAGCGUGUUUGGAUUGAUGUCGGGUGGAAAAGUCCAAAGGAAUUCGAGCAGUUUGGGAGAUGA
Molecule: messenger RNA, 1256 nt
Organism: Musa acuminata subsp. malaccensis (wild Malaysian banana)
Lineage: Eukaryota; Viridiplantae; Streptophyta; Magnoliopsida; Zingiberales; Musaceae
Product: F-box/kelch-repeat protein At1g57790-like
Molecular function (GO): protein binding
Source: RefSeq, a predicted model, not a curated record